CGAUCAGCGAUGUGAACCAUACUUGAGAAAAAUUUUGAAUUUUGUUCUUUCAACUCUACAAUGGCAGUGUUGUGUUAUCAAUUGGUCUUACUUUUCAGUCUAGCCAUGAACAGUAUCUUUAAGGUUAACGCUGGUGAGAUAAGAGAUGUAUUAAGACAUUACGAAACUUUAAAUAUGGGUGACAUUUUUCAUGGUGUACACAAGAGAGACAUUAACAAGCAAGAAAAGAUAGUUUCCUUUAUAACAUUAAACAGACAUUUUAGACUUCAUUUGACUCCUCACAGUGAGCUCUUUGCUGAAGACUUUCAUGCUUAUUCAGUCGUAGAAAAUCACCAAGAGAAAGAAGUUACAGUAGAUUUAGAAAGCUUUUACAAGGGUUAUGACGAAGGUGACUCAACAUCAAGGGCAACAGUUCAUGUUGACCAUGGGAUCAUUACAGCUACUAUAGUGACAAAGGAUGACACUUACAUUAUUGAGCCAGCAUGGCGACAUAUUGCUGGCUUUAGCAAGGAUCAGAUGAUUUCUUACAGACAUUCUGAUGUAAAAUCCAAUAUUACAAAUUCUCAGGGCCAGGAGCCUAAUGUGAAGAAGAAAUUCAGUUUUUGUGGCCAUGAUUCACAUCAUUCUACUGUGCUUUAUGCAGAUGAACAACAUAGCCAUGUGCAGAACACACAUUCUACGAGAAAAAGGCGUGCUGCUCCAACAAAGAUAAGAUGCCGUCUUGCACUGGUUGCUGACUACCGAUUCUUCAACGAAAUGGGUCAGGGAGAUGAAAAGUCAACCAUCAAUUAUAUGAUUGGUGUCAUAGACAGAGUCGAUGCCAUUUUUCAAGGAACUGAAUGGUCAGAGGAAUACAAGGGCUAUGGAUUUGAAAUUCAAAAAGUGUUAGUACAUAAGACAGCCACUAGAGAAGCAGAUCAUUAUAACAUGGAGAAAGAUAAAUGGAAGAUCAAAGACUUUCUGAAUGCAUUCAGUAAGAAUGAAGAAUGGCUUCAAUUCUGUCUUGCGCAUCUGUUUACUUAUCAAGACUUUGAUGAUGGUGUCAUCGGACUGGCGUAUGUUGGCAAUGCUAAAAGUAACGCUGUGGGAGGAAUCUGUACAAAAAGGUACUUCACAAAUAAUCGAUGGUUGUAUCUGAACACAGGACUAAGUAGCAGCAUUAAUUGGGGGAGAAAACUCCUCACAGAAGAGGCUGACAUUGUUACUGCUCAUGAAAUUGGUCACAAUUUUGGAAGUGAACAUGACCCCGAGACAACAGAAUGUGCUCCAUCAGAAGCCGAUGGAGGCAAAUUUAUCAUGUAUCCUGCUUCUGUCAGUGGUCAGUGGAAAAACAACAAGCUGUUCUCUCCUUGCAGUAAGCGGAGGAUUUUAAAUGUUUUACAAUCCAAGUCCUUCUGUUUCCAUGAACCAAGGACCGAAAUCUGCGGUAAUUACAAGAAAGAAAAAGACGAAGAAUGCGAUCCGGGUGGUAUAGUCCCUCAGGAAAGCCAGUGUUGUACCAAAGGCUGCAAGCUUAAGUCCACAGCUCUGUGCAGUGACGGCUAUGACUCACCAUGCUGCAAGGACUGUGUGUACAGCAAUUCCACUGAAAUUGUGUGUCGUGAAGCUGAUCCAACCAACUGUAAAAGCAACGCUUACUGUGACGGAAAGAGUGCCCAGUGCCCUGCGUCACCCAACAUGCCAGAUGAGUCUGACUGCAUCGACGGAGGAACAUGCCGAAAUGGAGUGUGUAGACCUUUCUGUGAAGCCCGAGAUCUGAAGCCAUGUAAAUGCUCCGGUGUGGAUGAUUCCUGUAAAGUUUGCUGUCAGGGAAGCAAUGGAAUUUGUGUACCUUACAAAAACAACGUUACUGGUGAAACGACGGAGAUCCAGAAUGGGAGAUCAUGUCAGAAGGAGGGUGUGCAGGGCAUAUGUGUCAAUGGUAACUGUGAGAAAAAAAUCCAAGAUUUUGUAGAGAGAUUUUGGACAUUUAUAACCACCCUGGACAGCAAUACAGUCGCUCAGUUCAUGAAAGACAAUCUGGCUGGGACAGUUGUGGUGUUGUCAUUGCUGAUUUGGGUUCCUGCCAGUUGUUAUGUGAAUCGGAUUGACAGGAAGAAUGACAAGAGGGAAUCACUAGAAGCAGAAUGGAGGGAUUCUAAGAACACUAAACUUCUUCGUCAACCGUUGCCAACAAGUAAAGGAAACUUUGUCUACAGACAAGACUCAAUAACCCGGUCUUCAAAAGCUGACAAGCCUUUCAAAAUUAAGCCGAAGAACAUCAAGACGCACAGAACUCCUGAGCUUGAGUACACCGCACAACGAGAGACUUACAUGUAGGGGGUUUUCAGAGUGAAUGCUAGCUCGUCAAUCAAGAAUCGAAAUUAGUUCAACUUAAUAACUGGUGCGCGCUCAUUUGGAAGUCAAUUCCCAGCCAGAGUAAAGCUUAGUGUCAGGGGUCACUUUUGCGUUGUAAAACCAAUGAAGUGCAUUCGUACUGGUGCUAACACCGAGAAGCCCAUUUUUCAGGAAGACGUAGUCAAGCUCAAUGCUGGGGUAAAAAUCUGUAGCAAAACUAUAAGGGUUCCCAAGAUUUAUGUUUUUAUGCUUGUGACGUUUUUGCACAUCAUAAACGUGUUUGUAGUGUGAUGUGGGCCACAGCCUAUUUUAUUAACUUUGUAAGAUAUAAGUUAAUUUGCUAGAACUACAGCACUUUAAUUGAAAAUGCUACAUAAGUCUUUCUUGAAAGUGCAAAGUUAUCGAUUUAAGAGCCGAUACACAUGUUUACAUUCUGUCACGUGACUGUUUCAUCAGUCGACGCCGUGUCGUUGGCUAUUUCUGUUCAGCGAGAGAUGAACAAUUAAACGGUGUUGUAAAAACGCUAUUUAACACUUUGCUUUGUAAUAAAAUUCAGACAGGAAUUUUUUCGA
This is a messenger RNA of Stylophora pistillata, 2909 nucleotides long. RefSeq names its product ADAM 17-like protease. Gene Ontology annotation, cellular component: plasma membrane. The record is from RefSeq and is a predicted model, not a curated record. Gene Ontology annotation, molecular function: metalloendopeptidase activity. Gene Ontology annotation, biological process: Notch signaling pathway; membrane protein ectodomain proteolysis. Lineage: Eukaryota; Metazoa; Cnidaria; Anthozoa; Scleractinia; Pocilloporidae.